Amorphotheca resinae ATCC 22711 is the source of this 1221-nucleotide messenger RNA. RefSeq lists its product as hypothetical. The coding region runs from base 1 to 1221 and encodes 406 amino acids. NCBI's taxonomy places the organism in Eukaryota, Fungi, Ascomycota, Leotiomycetes, Helotiales, Amorphothecaceae. The transcript is spliced from 2 exons. The record is from RefSeq and is a predicted model, not a curated record.
AUGAAUCAGCUCUUCAAACUCAAAAACACCUUCAUCGAAUACCUCUCCCCCAAGCGCCGUCGCACCGUCGGCCCUGCAACAUCCCCCGCGACCCCCACAGCUCAACACUCCUACGUACCCACCUCCGAGCCGAAAGAUAAGAAAGCCCAGGCUGCUAUCAAUGGCCAAGUCAACCAAAAGUACCUCUCGCCUUCCGAUACGAGAUUUGCGAAAGGAUCGCGCAAGAGACCCCGCGAAGACGAUGAAUAUAACGACGAUGAGAGCUCUGAGGUUUCUCCAGACGAGUCGAUCUCCCAGAUUAGUCCAGCGGAAAAGAGUAGCCAAGGAUCAGUCAACAGCACUGCCUUCGAGGUUGAUAAACAGAGUGACGACGAUGAGAGCAUAGGUGACGCCGAAGAGGUUUCGGCCGAAGAAAAGGUGCAGGAAUACCUCGAUAGACAAGCUGAACUCGCGUUACGAAAGGAAGCUAUCAAGGAAGUCAAGGCGCAAGGGACGUGGCACUCGGAGGAGAUUUUUCUCUUUGAGAGGCUCUCGAUGCGUAGCUUCGAGGAGCUCUUACCGGCGACAUGGCAGGUUGAUUUUCCUACUCUUCCAGAGGCCGUCUUUACUGUCGCUCAGGAGAAAGCUUUCAUCAAUUUCAACUGUGGCUCUAGCUCCCGAGGUGUGAAAGCAUUGCAGUCACUCUUGAGUCUUGGCGGUCGUGUCAAGGACAAGGUCGAGGCUGGCAGACCUUGUGAGAGAUUGAUGGCAAAGGAGAUUGAAAAUUACAUCAAGUGGUCUGAAAUGGAUGGGGGCUUCAGCAAUCUACGCUUUAUUCCAGUUCUGACUGUCGUUGCUGCUCGUCAGAAGGAGGCUAUCUCCUCAAUCAGUAAAUCCAUCACCGACCAGAUGGAGUUCCUUGCCGAGAAGCACCGCGAGAAUCUCAUUCUGGAUGAACCGCAGACCAACGAGCUCGGCGAAGUUGAGAUAUACUCGAGAAAGCCUCCUCUCCUUUACGGAAUUAUCGUCGCCCAGACUAUGACAAUCUUCGUUACUCUGGAUUCUUCAAACCCGGAGGCAAAAAUCCGACAUCUUGCACACUUUGACUUCAAAGAGAAGGGUGUGGAUGUCUGGAACGGACUAGCCGUCGCAAUUAUCGUCAUUGUGGCCCGGAACUACUUGAUGUCAAUCAAGGACGAGCUCGAAGUUGAUGAUGAGUGCACCAGUGAUCCAGAUGCAUGA